CUAAUGACCUCUCUGACACAGAAAAGCAGCUACAAUGAGUGCAUUGUCCAGGAUAACCUACAUGUCAAGCCUGACUUGCCAGUAACUGCCUGCCAGGGCACCCACAACCCGACCACAGUCCAGCCAGCAGUGAUGUGUUACGUACUUCAGUCUGCCAAGAUCCUGACUGUCUGUCUAAUUGGAGGAAGCCACUACUUGUUAUUAGAUGAAAUUUCUCAUAACUUACACCAGCGUGGGCAUGAGGUCCGCAUGCUCUUGCAACUGGGCAACCCUAUUAUUACAGGUUUUUCCUAUGCAGGCCGUGCUGACAGUUACCAGAGAAGUACCUGGUCCUUAGGAGAGAAAUACAUCAAGGAAUACAAUGGCUGGUUCCUGGAGCAACAAACACAGUUUUUACUGGGAAGGGAUAGCUUUAAUAACUUUCUUAACUUCAUGGGGCACCUGUCCCAUCAGUGUGACAGGCUGUUGGGGGACAAAGAGAUAAUAACUUUCCUCCAGAAUGAACGCUACGAUGUCGCCAUCCUUGAUGCUUUUAACCCCUGUUCCUUCAUCCUGGCACACAAGCUUGGUGUCCGCUACAUAGCUUUCUAUCCUGGCACUCUGAACGGCCCUCUGUCCAUCGCUCUCCCCAGCCCAGUCUCCUACAUCCCAGUCUUCAGCUCCCAGUUGUCCGACCACAUGAACCUCUUGGAUCGUGCAAAGAACCUCUUUUAUUCUUUCCUGGCUCCUGUAGGCCAGGAACUUGUGUGGUCGACAUUUAGGGAAGUAGUUGAGCGCCACCUGGAGUCAUGGUCACCUAAAGGAGCUCUGGAGGAGUUACAUCAAGGAGCUGAACUCUGGGCCUUCAACACUGACUUUUCACUGGAGUUCCCCCAGCCUCUUAUGCCCUACACUGUGCUGGUUGGAGGUCUGCUGAAUAAACCUGCGAGGCCUCUAGAGCAGCAUCUUGACUUGUGGAUCUCCAGUUUUGGAGAUGCAGGUUUCAUUGUCGUGACUCUGGGAUCAAUGGUCUCGUCAGUCUCUGUGGGCCCUCUGCUUGUGGAGCUGGUUGCUGGCUUCUCCAGAAUCCCUCAGGGGGUUCUCUGGAGGUAUGACCCCAAGCAAUGGCCAUCUCACCUGGCCAGACCUCCCAAUCUCAUGCUAGUGGACUGGCUGCCUCUUAAUGACCUGUUGGGCCAUAAAAACAUUCGUCUCUUUAUCACCCAUGGUGGACAAAACAGCCUUCUCCAGGCAGUGUACCAUGCUGUUCCUGUGCUGGGAAUCCCUCUGUUUGGAGACCAGUUUGAUAAUGUAGUGAGAGCUAAAACAAAGGGACUUGGCCUCGCCAUCAACCCCACACAAAUCACCAGGGAAUUGCUCAGCUCGACUAUUCAAACACUCAUACAGGACACCAGGUUCAAGUCUUCAGCUCUGUCUCUUAGCAGGGUCCACAAAUCCCAUCCUGUCCCCCCAGCUCUUCGUCUCAUCCAGUGGGUGGAGCACAUCCUGCACAGUGGCAGUGGAGCUCAUUUAAGGCCGGUUUCACUGACGCAACCAUGGUACCAGAGAUACCUGUUGGACUUGGUGCUUCUUCUCUCUCUGGGACUUCUUGGACCCGUAGUCCUCUGCUGGACUUUCUGUAGGAACAAGAACAGCAGGGACAAACACAAAAAAAACUAAGUAACAGUAAUGCAUGUUUCCUCUGGGACACUCCAGAUUUGUACCUCAGUUCUGUGAUACUUGUUCCUCUCUUGACUUGAAUACUUUACCAAUAAGAGAAUUUUAAAAACAUUAAUUCCCGCUACUCUGAAAUACUGCAGAUGUUCAAUAAAUAAGCCAUGUUUGUUGUAA
Centropristis striata (black sea bass) is the source of this 1830-nucleotide messenger RNA. RefSeq names its product UDP-glucuronosyltransferase 3A1-like. The coding region runs from base 4 to 1659 and encodes 551 amino acids. Lineage: Eukaryota; Metazoa; Chordata; Actinopteri; Perciformes; Serranidae. Gene Ontology annotation, molecular function: UDP-glycosyltransferase activity. The record is from RefSeq and is a predicted model, not a curated record. The transcript has 11 exons.